Molecule: messenger RNA, 510 nt
Organism: Saccoglossus kowalevskii
Lineage: Eukaryota; Metazoa; Hemichordata; Enteropneusta; Harrimaniidae
Product: BMP-binding endothelial regulator protein-like
Cellular component (GO): extracellular matrix
Source: RefSeq, a predicted model, not a curated record
AUGACGUCUUUUGACGGUCGCCCAUAUAGUUUCCAAGGCACAUGCUGGUAUACUCUUUUUAAAGACUGCUCAACAAAUCCUGCCUUCGAAGUAACAGCUGAGUUUGAGCCUAGGGAAGACAGUACAUUUGAACAAGUGAGAACGCGAGCUGUUUCUGUUAAUGUAACAGUUGACGGUGACUUUGUUAUUAUUAAUGGAUUGGACGUCGUUACAGGAAACACUAAAGGACAUAUAACUGAUGCAAAAGCAAUACACGUUCAAGAAUACGAUAACACAAUAACAAUGACCUUCACCUCAAAAGAUACCACAUUCACUCUGUCUUGGAUAUUGAAGAAGCACAGCUUAAGAGUAUCGUUAUCUGGAUCUGACUACCGUGGUCAUCUAUGUGGACUUCUUGGAGAUGCUGAUGGUGACACUCGUAAUGACUUCCUAAAACCUGGUGGUGAUGUAAUCCACAAUGCUACUGAGUUUGGAGAAAGCUGGAAAGUAGAUUGGAAAAAAUGUGAAUAG